This is a messenger RNA of Porites evermanni, 498 nucleotides long. The record is from the annotation of a GenBank genome assembly. NCBI's taxonomy places the organism in Eukaryota, Metazoa, Cnidaria, Anthozoa, Scleractinia, Poritidae.
AUGUCAGAAUUUGAAGAACUUAACAACACUGUGGGAGAUCAUAGCUGUUGCUUGUCAUGCCAUUUGAAGUGUCUAUGCAGUGACACAAAGUGCAACAUUGACAUACCGUUUACUCACCACAGUUAUCAAGUGAGGGGUUCCUCCAAAGAGUCUUUAAAGAAAAGAAAGACUACCCUUCAACAAAGGUUACUGCUUGAAGAAUUGUUGAGGGACAGGCAAAGGGAACUCUCUUCUAAGUGCUCAGUCUAUUACCUGUCUCCAGAGUGUACAACUGGAUUUAGCGAUAAUCUGAUUAAGUCAGUACUGUCUCAUUGUAAGUACAUUUUUAAUGUGGAUUACAUAAUGGAGAAUUUGCCUGUUUUCAAAAAAGAGCAUGCUUGUGACAUCCUCCAUAUGGUUAGAGAUUCUUUUGAAGAUUUUGAAAUUAAUGAUGAGACACUCACAGACACUGACAAUCAAGAACUUGUUUUUUCUGAGACAUUUGACCUUGAAUAUGGU